Messenger RNA from Hypanus sabinus (Atlantic stingray), 5627 nucleotides. RefSeq names its product gastrula zinc finger protein XlCGF57.1-like. Gene Ontology annotation, biological process: regulation of transcription by RNA polymerase II. The transcript is spliced from 2 exons. Lineage: Eukaryota; Metazoa; Chordata; Chondrichthyes; Myliobatiformes; Dasyatidae. The record is from RefSeq and is a predicted model, not a curated record. Gene Ontology annotation, cellular component: nucleus. Gene Ontology annotation, molecular function: DNA-binding transcription activator activity, RNA polymerase II-specific; RNA polymerase II cis-regulatory region sequence-specific DNA binding. Bases 716 to 2617 code for a protein of 633 amino acids.
GCUCAGUAGACGGGAGGCUCGGGAGGAUCGGCCGCAGAUUUGAAAUGGCAGAACACUUGUGCACGGGAAUCUCAAGCCCAACAACAUGUCAGUCUUACUGUCUCUGUCCGGAUAUUUAAGGAGUGACCAAAUAUUUUCUUUGCAACACCAACACAUCUGUUGUCGAUCCUUGAAGAUGAAGAAUUAUCUCAACCCAGCUGGAAAUGUGCUUUGUGUCUGAAAUGAAGUUUUCUGUUGUAACUCACUGAAAUCCACAGGAACCGGGGUGCUGAGAACACACCAGCAUUUGUUCACUGGAGAUCAGUUCUUCAACUGCAUUGAUUGUACAAGGGAUUCAAACAUCUGACUGUCUGAAUUGCUAGAUGAUUGAUCGCAGUGAGAUAUCAUUCUCCUUCUCUCAGUGAGGGAAGGGAUUCACUCACAGCCUAACCGCGGACACGCCAGUGAGUUCACAGUGGGGAGAGGCCGUUCACCUGCUCUGUGUGAGGGAGGGGAACUACUCAGUUAUCCAGCCUGAAGAUACAACAGCAAGUUCACACCAUAGUGAGAUAUUACACUUGUUCUGACGGUGGGAAGCAAUUAAUUCUGUCAUCGAUGCUAAAGACAUCUCCGAAAAUUCACCAGUGAGAGGACAUUGACCUGCUCAGACUGUGGGAAGAGAUUUAUUUGGUUAUUUCAACUGUAGGAAUAUCAGCGGGUUCACACUGGAGAGCGGAUGCUCACCUGCCCUGAUUGUAGGAAGGGGUUCACUCGGUCAUUUCAGCUGAACGAACGUCAGCGAGUUCACACUGAGAAGAUGCCGUCUACCUGCUCAGACUGUGGGAAGGAAUUCACUUCGUCAUCUUACUUGAAAGUACAUCAGCGAGUUCACUCUGGUGAGAAACCGUUCAUUUGCUCAGACUGUGGGAAAGGAUUCACUCGGUCAUCUCACCUACUGAGACACCAGUUAGUUCACACUGGAGAGAGGCCAUUCAUCUGCUCUGACUGUGGGAAGGGAUUCAUUUGGUCUGCUGAACUGAACGCACAUCAGCGAGUUCACACUGGGGAGAGGCCGUUCACCUGCUCGGACUGUGGGAAGGGAUUCACUCGGUCAUAUCAUCUAUACGCCCAUCAGCGAGUUCACACUGGGGAGAGGCCGUUCACCUGCCGUGAAUGUGGGAAGGGAUUCACUGACUCAUCCUCAUUACUGAAACACCACUUAGUUCACACCGGGGAAAAACCGUUCAACUGUUCUGAAUGUGGGAAAGGAUUCGCACAGUCGUCCACCCUUGUGAAACAUUACCAAACUCACACUGGGGAGAGGCCAUUCACCUGCUCUGAAUGUGGGAAGGGGUUCAUUCAGGCUGUUCUGCUGAAGGACCAUCAGCGAAUUCACAAUGAAGAGAAACCCUUCACCUGCUCAGACUGCGGGAAGGGAUUCACUCGAUCAUCUCAACUGAAGGUGCAUCUGAGAAUUCACAACGGGGAGAAACCAUUCAUCUGCUCAGACUGCGGGAAGGGAUUCAUCUGGUCAUCUCAACUGAAGGCACAUCAGCGAGUUCACACUGGGGAGAGGCCGUUCACCUGCUCGGAAUGUGGGAAGCGAUUCACUCGGUCAUCGCAACUACACUCACAUCAGCGAGUUCACACAGGGGAGAGGCCGUUCACCUGUUCUGAAUGUGGGAAGGGAUUCACUCGGUCAUCCAGGUUACUGAAACACAAGCUAGUUCACACCGGGGAGAAACUGUUCACCUGUUCUGAAUGUGGGAAGGGAUUCACUCGGUCAUCUCAACUGAAGGCACAUCAGCGAAUUCACACUGGGGAGAGGCUGUUCACCUGCUCAGACUGUGGGAAAGGAUUCUCUCGGUCAUCCAAGCUACAGAGACACCAGUUAGUUCACACUGGGGAGAAACUGUUCACCUGCUCUGAAUGUGGGAAGGGGUUCAUUCAGGCUGUUCAGCUGAAGGACCAUCAGCGAAUUCACAAUGAAGAGAAACCGUUCACCUGCUCAGACUGCGGGAAGGGAUUCCCUCGGAUAUCUCAACUGAAGGUACAUCGGCGAGUCCACUCUGGGGAGAAACCGUUCAUCUGCUCAGACUGCGGAAAGGGAUUCAUCUGGUUAUCUCAACUGAAGGCACAUCAGCGGGUUCACACUGGAGAGAGGCCGUUCACCUGCUCAGACUGUGGGAAGGGAUUCAUUCGGUUAGCUCAUCUAUACACACAUCAGCGGGUUCACUCUGGGGAGAGGCCAUUCACCUGCUCAGACUGUGGGAAGCGAUUCACUCAGUCAUCUCAACUGACGGUACAUCGACGACUUCACUCUGGGGAGAGGCCGUUCUCCUGCUCAGACUGUGGGAAGGAAUUCACUCACUCAUCCUCAUUACAAAGACACCGGUGGGUUCACACCAGGGAGAGGCCAUUCACCUGCUCUGAAUGUGGGAAAGGAUUCACUCAUUCAUCUGAAUUACUGAAACAUCAGCGAGUGCACACCGGGGAGAAACCCUUCAUCUGCUCAGACUGUGGGAAGGGAUUCACUCGAUCAGCCACGUUACAAAGACACCGGCGGGUGCACACUGGAGAAGGCUGUGCCCUUGCUCUCAGUGUGGGAAGAGAUGCACUCAGUCACCCGAUCUCGUGACGCACCAUGAUCACACUGGAGAAGGCCGUUCUCCUGCUCUGAACUUGGGAAGAGAUGAACUCAGUCACCCGAUCUCGUGACGCACUAUGAUCACACUGGAGAAGGCCGUUCUCCUGCUCUCAGUGUGGGAAGAGAUGCACUCAGUCACCCGAUCUUGUGACGCACCAUGAUCACACUGGAGAAGGCCGUUCUCCUGCUCUGAACUUGGGAAGAGAUGAACUCAGUCACCCGAUCUCGUGACGCACCAUGAUCACACUGGAGAAGGCCGUUCUCCUGCUCUGAACUUGGGAAGAGAUGCACUCAGUCACCCGAUCUCGUGACGCACCAUGAUCACACUGGAGAAGGCCGUUCUCCUGCUCUGAACUUGGGAAGAGAUGCACUCAGUCACCCGAUCUCGUGACGCACCAUGAUCACACUGGAGAAGGCCGUUCUCCUGCUCUGAACGUGGGAAGAUAUUCACUCAGUCACCCGAUCUCGUGGUGCUCUACGGAGCUUUGACCAGAGGCCUACUGGAGAGAUGCGAAGCUCAAGUUUUCCGAUCGAGUGUUAAGGGCAACGACGCUGGGCCAUUUUGCUGGGAGUUUUCAGCAGCCGCCAAUCACCAUUCGGGAUUGAUUAGCAGGAGCGAAGGGAAGUGAGACAGGGCGAGUGGAGCGGCCCCCGCCCCCGCCCCCCCCCCCCCCCCCCCGUCAGAGCGGACAGAGUCAGAGUGGGGAUUUUGGGGCUUCAGGGACGAGCGGCUUCAAUCAGAGAAGGCAAAAGUAAGCUGUCUUCUCCUUUCUUUACAUUUAGAACAGUAGAGAUGCCAGGCAGGAUAAUGAAAUGUUCUUCUUGUGGAUGUGGGAAGGCAGGGAGAGAUCUCUUUGAGAAGUGCAUCCAGCUGCAGCUUCUAACAAUCGCGUGUAAGGGGUUCCUUCUUUAUGUUAAUCAAAAAGGUUUCUUUGUUAUGUUAAAAGUACAAAUGCUUCUUUGUUAUGGUAACUGGUGAGAGAGCAGCUGACUCGCAGCUCCUUUGGGUUAUAAUUACUGUUAACCAUUUGGGGUUUUAUGUUAUUCUUUCUUGUGGGGCUGUAAGCUGGUGUCGCGCAGGCUAUUGGGGAGUCGGAGGGGAGAUCGAGAGGAAGACAGACGUGCUGGGAGUGGCCUGGUCGAUCAGUUCCAGGUGGUCCCAAGCUGUGAGUUGUGGGGUCGGAGCAGAUCGCAGGGGAAGAAGGAAGGUCCCGAGCUCUAACUGUGUGUGCACGAAGAAACUGAACUGUGAUAAGUCGGGCGCCUUUUCUUGUUUCCAUUCAUUCCUUUUUGUAUUGUAUCUUUAUUAAUCUCAUAGUCCAAGUAAGAUUUAUAAAGUGUAAUUUGUAAAAUGUACAUUGUGUGCUGGCUGGUGAAUGAUGUUUGAGGCCGUAUCGGGUGGCAUUGCACAGCGACCGAUGGAUGGAUGGGGGACGAGGUCUCCCCGAGAUGCCAUAGAUUAGAAGGAUGAGGGGGGAACUUCAUAGAAACAUUUCGAAUGUUAAAAGGCAUGGACAGAGUGGAUGUGGCAAAGUUGUUUCCCGUGGUGGGGGAGUCUGGUACGAGGGAGCAUGGCUAGAGGAUUGCAGGGCGCCCAUUCAGAACGGAGAUGCAAAGAAAUUUUUUUAGCCAGAGGGUGGUGAAUCUGUGGAAUUUGUUGCCACGAGCGGCUGUGGAGGCCGGGUCAUUGGGUGUGUUUAAGGCAGGGCAUCGAAGGUGAUGGUGAGAAGGCGGGGGAAUGGGACUAAAGGGGCGAUUGGAUCCGCACAUGAUGAAAUGACGGGGCAGACUCGAUGGGCCGAAUAGCCGACUUCUCCUUUGUCUUAUGGAUGCGUUCGAGCUGAUGUAGCUGAGUGUUACGCGCGGUAAGGUGUUGGAGCUGGAACCCGAUGAGCUCCGGAUCAUUCGGGAGGCUAAGGGGGUGACGGAGAGGACAUACAGAGAGUGCCGUGGUUUUUCGUGCCUCACAAAUGACCAGGAGACGCAGAAGAUUCUUCAAGAAGGGUUAAACUUUAAUUUGCAAAUCAAAGCUGAGACAGUCAUUGAGCUAGUCGCUGAUUGCCCACCGAUCUCUGGACACAGCAUUUUUUAUAGUAUAUGUCCAGUUGUAUUAGCAUAUGUAAUCGAUCUAUAGUUGCAUAUUACACGUACAUCAUGUCCCUAUUGUUCCUAUCAAUUGGCUUAAUCAUGUUCUAAUCUACAUCUCUUAGCUACCUCUCAUUAACAUACCAUUGUCUUCUACAUUUUUAAGACUUCAGUCUCCUACCAAAUUGGGUACAUGCAUAGCAAAUAAUAAACUCAGAACUGACCAAUGUUCUAAUCUACAUUUCUUUAGCUACCUCUCAUUAACACACCAUUGUCUUCUACAUUCCUAAGAUUUCAUUCUACUAAAUUGAGUACAUGCAUAGCAAACUGACUAGUUACACAGCAAAUGAUACAAGUUUUAUACUCCAUAAUAUUUUUGUACUCCAAAAAUAUUAGUCGGCACCCAGGGCGCAGGACACAGGAAACUGGGGGGCAGACAGGUAGGGGAAAGGGGUUAAGAAACCAGUGCCGAACAGCCCUGUGGCCAUCCCCCUCAACAACUGAUAUAUCAGUCUGGAUGCUGCUGGGAGGAUGAGCUCGCAACAGAGGAAAGUCACAGCAUCUGGGUCUCUGGCACCGAGUGUGGCUUAGAAGGGAAAGGGGGAGGAGAGGCAGACUGCGGCGAUGGGUGAUUCAUUAGUUGGAGGAACUGUUCUGUGGGUGAGAAUGAUCUUCCCAGUGCCAGGGUCUGAGACAUCUCGGACUGACUCCUCAGCAUCCUUAGUCGUCAUGAGGUUCUGCAAAGGGAGUUCUGGGAGUGAGGCACGAAGUUAAAAGGAUUGCCACGCGUGCCACGCGCCAGAAAUGGCAAGAUCAUGUGGCUUACCGGGCGGCUACGGAGUCGAUGUGGGAGGGAGAGCGUAAGACGUUUGGAUCAUUGGAGCCUGCGAGGGUUGUGGUGUGCAGGAGUGUGUGU